AUGACGAUUGGUAAUAACACAGAUGCUGUUCCAUUGCCAUUUCAUUUGUCGAUUUGUGUGAAUAACUUCGAGACAACACGACGAUUCUAUGGUGAUAUCUUAGGUUUGGAAGAGCGUCGGACAACUUCGGGAUCGAUUCAUUACAAUAUGUUUGGUAGUCAAUUGACGUUACAUGUCAUUCCCGACUACAAUGCGUUGAAUUUACAACGAGAAGUUGAUAGUGAAGAUGUACCUGUUCCACAUUUUGGCGUUGUGCUUCCUGAUAAAGAAACAUUUGAUCAAAUCGCUACAAAAUUGAAAGACGCUAAGGUAACUUUUGUUCGCGAACCAGGUUUACGAUUUCUCGGCAAACAACACGAACAACAUGUUCUAUUCGUAUUGGAUCCAUCCGGUAAUGGAAUUGAAAUCAAAUCGUUUAUUCACGCUAGACCUUAUCAAUGGUUAUAA
Messenger RNA from Adineta ricciae, 447 nucleotides. NCBI's taxonomy places the organism in Eukaryota, Metazoa, Rotifera, Eurotatoria, Adinetida, Adinetidae. The record is from the annotation of a GenBank genome assembly.